CGAUCUCUGUUUUACAAACUAUCCUGACAAAGUAACAGUGUCUGGAACACAUUCAUUGGGUAUUAGUAACCAUUCCUUGAUCUAUUUGAUUCGUAAAUCUAAUCAUCAAGUUAUCGAUACAAAUUAUCCAGUCACUAGGAGACAAAUGAAAAAUUUUAACGAUGAGGAAUUUUUAAAUGAUAUCCGACAAAUAAAUUGGUCCGAUAUAAACUCACAAAACAAUCCUAAUAUGUGGACAGCCUGGUUCACCAAAUUUUCAGAUAUUUUGGACAUUCAUGCUCCUGUUUUAACCAAAAGGCUUAGAUGUAAAAAAUCUCCGUGGAUUAACUCAUUGCUAAUUCAUAAAUUACGCGAAAGAGACUCUCUCAAAAAACGUUUUGAUAAAAAUCCUAACGAUCAAAUUUGGUCUCGAUAUAAAAAAGCUCGCAAUGAAGCUAAUAAGCUUAUUAAAAAGUCGAAGCGAGAUUACUUCAUGAAGCGGAUUAAUACAGCCAAAAAUGAUCCAAAGAAAACGUAA
Messenger RNA from Paramuricea clavata, 517 nucleotides. NCBI's taxonomy places the organism in Eukaryota, Metazoa, Cnidaria, Anthozoa, Malacalcyonacea, Plexauridae. The record is from the annotation of a GenBank genome assembly.